Molecule: messenger RNA, 1326 nt
Organism: Trichogramma pretiosum
Lineage: Eukaryota; Metazoa; Arthropoda; Insecta; Hymenoptera; Trichogrammatidae
Gene: Roe1
Product: grpE protein homolog, mitochondrial
Exons: 3
Coding region: 89-1015 (308 amino acids)
Biological process (GO): protein import into mitochondrial matrix; protein folding
Cellular component (GO): PAM complex, Tim23 associated import motor
Molecular function (GO): adenyl-nucleotide exchange factor activity; protein homodimerization activity; protein-folding chaperone binding
Source: RefSeq, a predicted model, not a curated record
AAUCAUUGACAAAGAACGACAGCUUUGAAAAAAAUACUCAAUCAAUACGUCGAGAGAUGAGCAAACAAAAUUUUCGGAGCAAUCGUGGAUGUGGAUUUCAUCAUCUAUACCUAUAUCGCUGCAUCGGACGAGUUUCGAAGCACGUCGCUCCGCGCGCGGUUCGCGUGGCUCUCCACUCCACUGCUUCAACGUCAGGUUCGCGACUGAUCGCAGAUCGAGAGCUGCUCAAAGUAUUGCUUAUCCUAUGACUGGAUUCAUUGCGCAGCCUGUUUGCAGACGAGCGACUAACUUAGCCACAUUACAUCGUGACAACAUGACGUCCUUUGCUAUGCCGGUUGCGGCGAAAAUUUGCCGAAUCACAGCUGAAAAUUUUUACUCUUUUGGAAGACAAUUGGUGUAUAGACAAACCACAAGAUGUUCUCCUAGCUUCUUUUCCCAAGAAAAGAACUUCAGCACCUCUGCAGAAGAAAAAAGUGAGAAUACUCCAGAACAAACUGUUGUCUCAGAAAACGAAAAAAAGUUAAAAGCAGAAAUUGAACAGUUGAGCAAGGAUGUUGCUGCACUUAAAGAAAAAAAUGAUGAACUCAAUGAUAAAUAUAAAAGAGCUUUGGCUGAUGGUGAAAAUUUGAGAGUGAGACUAACGAAACAAAUUGGUGAUGCUAAACUAUUUGGUAUCCAAGGAUUUUGUAAAGAUCUACUGGAUGUGGCCGACAUUUUGGGUAAAGCAACUGAAAGUGUUCCCAAAAAUGAAAUCACAGAAAAAAAUCCACAUCUCAAGAGUCUGUAUGAAGGUUUAAUCAUGACAGAAGCACAAUUACACAAGGUAUUCAAAAAACAUGGAUUGGAAUCUCUUAAUCCUUUGGACGAAAAGUUUGAUCCUAAUCAACAUGAAGCUCUGUUUCAACAGGAGGUUGAAGGUAAAAAACCUGGAACUGUGGUAGUUGUAUCUAAAAUUGGUUACAAACUACACGAAAGAAUAGUAAGACCUGCACUUGUUGGUGUUGCUAAAGGAUAAAGCAGAGUGAUUGUUAUUUACCUCAAACUUAGGUUAUAUUUUAUAAAAUUAGGCUUGUUGUUAUUGUGUAAAUGAAUGAAAGUUUAUUUAUCACUGAUAAAAGACAGGCAGAAAAUGAAUUGUGGGAAAUAUGUAUUUAUGUUAAAAUACAUAUGAUAGUAUGAAGUGAUGUAUGUUUUUGGCAGAAAUGCUAUUGAGUGAUGUAAAAUUACAAAAAAUUUAUUUGUUACUGAAUUUUUAAAACCAAAUCAAUUUGAAGUGUAAAAAAUUACUAAUGACAAAAUAAAUAGAAAAUUGAUUUAAAAAAAAAG